AUGCCCUCCUUGAAUGAUCCCCUGCUACCAAUCGAUGUGGUGCACAAUACCGAUGACUUCAGAGGGGUAGUUUACGAUAAUAAAUUUUAUGGUAACAUAUUGGAGAUACCGUUUGAUAUUAUGCUAAGAGGAAAGGAGAGGAGUGUGGAAGGAUGCGUAUCAAUGCCAAAAGUUAGCACGGAUAGUGCAGGAGCAUAUUCGUUUUUGUUGGAUACUCAAUUCAUCAAUGAGAAGGACUGUUACGUGGAUGCGUUCGGAAGGUGGAACAGCAAAACGAUUAGAACGAAAUUGAAACGAUUUUAUGUGGACGAGGACGGUAAGGCGGUGGGGAAACGAAAUCACAAUUAUGUUGUUUCGAAGAAAUAUGGGCGACAUCCCGAUACAAAUCCACCUUUCUCGCUGCGAAAGUGUCUCUGGAUAAUUCAUGAUUCUCUGAAUAUGCCUGUGAAUGGAUUUGCUCUAUUGUCGUAUCGAGUUGACUGUACGUGUACAGUUAUUAUGAAUCCUCAUGGAAACGCCAAACAAGAUACGAGUAAACCGUAUCUGCGAACGCUGCCAUCAGCACUUGAGCGCAUGGCCAAUGAGUUGACAUUCAUGAAACCAUCGUGUGUCAAAGAAAAGUUAGCCAUCGAAAGAGGAUUACUCGCAGGUGACAGCGAACAGGCUUUGGUAAGGAAUCUCAAUCAGCUCUAUUGUCUGGGUCGACGAAAAUCGAAAAUUCAAAGUAUGGAUGAUGUGUUCAAUAUAAUUCGCAGUAAAUCGGAUUUUGUCAGAUACGCCGAAUUCGAUGGUAAUAAUGAAAGGUUUUUUUGUGCCAAUAAGUCAAUGCUGGAGUCGUUUCGUUUGAGUUGUGUGUGCAGUGAGCAGAAAAUAAGAGAACGUUUGGAUAUGUCAACUGCACCGAGUGAUUUGUCGGAUGAAGGAAGGCAACAGUUCUUCACCGAUCCCCAACUCAUCGCCUCUUCACUGUCACACUACUCACCGGCGUUCAUCACUACGACACAUCGAGUGGCUGAUCUCUAUGCUACCAUUAUAGCGUUCCGUCAUCGAUUCAUCACCCCGAAAACGUUCGAAUCUCCGCACGGAGCAGUGUGCGUUGCAGCGAUUGCCUUCACUCGCUGCAGAAAUGUUGACGAUUUUAUGUAUAUCGGCAUAUGUUUGAGCCGAUUACUGCAUAUCAAAGAAAAUGAACGUGUUCGAUGCCUUGUCACGGAUGUCGACGACGCAACUAAGGGAUUGCGGGUAGCAACGAUAUUUCGACGUCCAACAAGUCACUUAUUAUGCGAGCUUCAUCUACGAAGGAACACCGAAACACUUCUGAACGGUCUUACACCCCACCAAAAGAUGACUAUCUUGGAAACGAUAUACGGUUCAGAAGGUUUGGUGGAUUGCGUAAGUGAAGAGCAUUUCAUGCGAGGAAUUCGUUCGCAUCAAGAGCAAUGGGAUGAGGUUGCGCCUCAAUUUACGAAUAAUUUUCUGGCCACACAAGGAAAGCAGAUAUUACAAAGUUAUCUGCUACCGCAACGCUUCCAAGCCGGAAUAGGAUAUGGACGUGUUACGUCGAAUACCGUCGAGAAUUUCAAUAGUUGGUUGUUGGAUUUCUUGGCUUCAAACAGCAGAAGAGGACUGAACGAGAUGUUCUCUGAACUGGAAAUCAUUUGUGAACAAAGGUAUGCUGAACUAGCGAGAUGUUGUUUGGGAGGAACAUAUGGAGAGUUCCAGUUGAAGGAUGAAUUCAAAGAGAAGUGGAUAUCGGCCGACCAUUGGGCAGCACUGACAAACCCUGAAAAAGUGCAGCAGUUGAAAAGUAUCGGUAUACACGUGCCAUUAGACGCUGUUAACGUUAGCCCUGAAGUGGACAACGGUCCUGCCGGAUCCAGAUACCAUUUCCCGACGAAUUUGAGUGCACUUUACACGAAUGCAGAGCGCAUCCGAAUCGUUGAUAACGCUGAACUGAUCACUCGACAGGGUUGUCUCAAGCAGAUCAGUGAUCGCGUGUUCGUCAUCGACAAAGGUUCCAGAAGUCGUUGUAUCCGAGUGGAACGUCAGAAUAAUGGAAAAGUGAUAUGUUCUUGUGCUGAAAAACGACCCGUAUGUGCACACAAUUUGGCGUUGGCGUAUAUUUUCAAAGAAACGGGAAGAUUGUUACAAAUAAUGGAAGAUGGACUUACUUCAAAAUCAAAUAGUCCAAAGAAACGAAGUAGUGCAGCGAGCAUCAAGAAAUAUGAUAGCGAUCAAAGUUACGAUGGCAGCACUGGCGCAUUGGGUCAAAACGAACCAACUUUGACCAGUGUACUCUAUGAAAAUAACGCGGACUAUCAUAUAACAACGAACUUGGUUCAUUCCACUGCAGGCACGCUCAGCAAUCAUCAGCAUUUCACCGAUCCAAUGAGCAUUUCUUUGCAACAGCCGUUUUCGCAUGACGCCGUUGGCCGUUAA
Anisakis simplex (herring worm) is the source of this 2439-nucleotide messenger RNA. The record is from the annotation of a GenBank genome assembly. NCBI's taxonomy places the organism in Eukaryota, Metazoa, Nematoda, Chromadorea, Rhabditida, Anisakidae.